Messenger RNA from Symphalangus syndactylus (siamang), 852 nucleotides. Its product is annotated as acyl-protein thioesterase 1-like. Gene Ontology annotation, cellular component: cytoplasm. Lineage: Eukaryota; Metazoa; Chordata; Mammalia; Primates; Hylobatidae. Gene Ontology annotation, molecular function: carboxylic ester hydrolase activity; palmitoyl-(protein) hydrolase activity. Gene Ontology annotation, biological process: protein depalmitoylation. The record is from RefSeq and is a predicted model, not a curated record.
CUCUGUGUAUAGGUGUAGAGUGUUAAUAACAUGUCAACCCCGCUGCCCGCCAUCGUGCCCGCCGCCCGGAAGGCCACUGCUGCGGUGAUUUUCCUGCAUGGAUUGGGAGAUACUGGGCAUGGAUGGGCAGAAAUCUUUGCAGGUAUCAGAAGUUCACAUAUCAAAUAUAUCUGCCCGCAUGUGCCUGUUAGGCCUGUUACAUUAAAUAUGAACAUGGCUAUGCCUUCAUGGUUUGAUAUUAUUGGGCUUUCACCAGAUUCACAGGAGGAUGAAUCUGGGAUUAAACAGGCAGCAGAAAAUAUAAAAGCUUUGAUUGAUCAAGAAGUGAAGAAUGGCAUUUCUUCUAACAGAAUUAUUUUGGGAGGGUUUUCUCAGGGAGGAGCUUUAUCUUUAUAUACUGCCCUUACCACGCAGCAGAAACUGGCAGGUGUCACUGCACUCAGUUGCUGGCUUCCACUUCAGGCUUCCUUUCCACAGGGUCCUAUCAGUGGUGCUAAUAGAGAUAUUUCUAUUCUCCAGUGCCAUGGGGAUUAUGACCCUUUAGUUCCCCUGAUGUUUGGUUCUCUUACGGUUGAAAAACUAAAAACAUUGGUGAAUCCAGCCAAUGUGACCUUUAAAACCUAUGAAGGUAUGAUGCACAGUUCGUGUCAACAGGAAAUGAUGGAUGUCAAGCAAUUCAUUGAUAAACUCCUACCUCCAAUUGAUUGACGUCACUAAGAGGCCUUGUGUAGAAGUACACCAGCAUCAUUGUAGUAGAGUAUAAACCUUUUCCCAUGCCCAGUCUUCAAAUUUCUAAUGUUUUGCAGUGUUAAAAUGUUUUGCAAAUACAUGCCAGUGACACAGAUCAAAUAA